AUGGCGCCCGCCCCAGCCCUGCGGGGCUCCGCCCUGCCCGCCCUGGCCCUGCUGCUGUGCGCCCUAGGCGGCGCCGCAGCCGGCCCUCACGGCCUGUUCUACAUACAGCUGGCUGUGGGCAAGAGCCCCUGCCUGGCCGCAGGCGGCUACCUGUCUGGCAACCUGUGCGACGGCGCCGACGCCCUCUCCCUCAUCCCCUACACGAAUGACGGCGCCAAGUCAACCUGGUGGGCAGACCCCGUCCAGCGGUGGGGCGAGGACCGAGACAUGCUAGACUCCAUCACAUUGCAGGCACGUGCCGCGCUGUGCCGCGCUGCGCUGUGCUGUGCUGUGGCUCUCAACGGCCGCGUCAAGCCCUGCUUCGCCGACAGCUUCCUGUCCAUGUCCACCAGCUGCUUCAACACCAGCGCCUGGGUGGGCGCCGCCCAGGCGGUGUGGAUCCUGGAGGAGACGGCGCACCAGGACAUCUGGCCCCGCACCGACGCCAUCUUCCUCGCCCUGGACCCCACCCACAUCAAGCCCUACGACGGCGCAGACCUGUGGUGCGACGCAAGCCCCUUCCACAACCACCUCUCCCUCACAGGCAUCACCAAGAUCGCGCUGCCCAGCGGCCCCCCCGUCAUGGCCUUUGCCGGCAACGCGGGUUCCUUUGGCUACCGCGCCCAGCUGGCCCCCGGCAGCCUGCCCGGCCAGCCCUUCACAGGCAAACGCGCGGCCGGGGCUGGCGCCGAGUGGGGGGCAGGCCGCCGGUGCACUCCUCCCAGCUGCAUCCGUCUGAACAAGUGGACCUGCGACUGCCGGCAUGCGCGCCGCCUGUGCGCCUUCUGGGUGCUGGCCAACGGCGGCACCAACCUGGGCUAUUCCAACGCCCUCAUGACCCUCAACAAGAACGCCACCAACAUCGACCACGAAUUUGCUUGGAACACGCUGAGCUUCACAGAGUACCAAAACGGCCUGCCGGGCGCGGUGCCCGUCUAUGCCCCCGCCCUGCCCAGCCAGGCGGGCCAGUGUUGGCACUUCCUGACGGUCACCAAGUCCCCCACCACCGUUUCUUUCUACUGGAAGGGCGCCCUCACCACCUCCUGGGACAACACCGCCCAGAUCACCUGGGGCUCCAACGACCUGGCCAUCGGCAUCGACUGGGCCAGCAAGGGGCUGAACUUCAAGGGCAACCUGGGCACCAUCUCCCUCUACAACCAGGCCCUGACAGCUGCCGAAGUGCAGGCGCUGUACAACAGGGAUGUCGCCAAGUAUGCCGCCAACCUGUGCACCUGA
Molecule: messenger RNA, 1275 nt
Organism: Chlorella variabilis
Lineage: Eukaryota; Viridiplantae; Chlorophyta; Trebouxiophyceae; Chlorellales; Chlorellaceae
Exons: 11
Coding region: 1-1275 (424 amino acids)
Source: RefSeq, a predicted model, not a curated record